This is a messenger RNA of Cavia porcellus (domestic guinea pig), 3889 nucleotides long. It is a transcript of the gene Slc1a1, whose product is annotated as solute carrier family 1 member 1. Gene Ontology annotation, cellular component: plasma membrane. Gene Ontology annotation, biological process: L-glutamate transmembrane transport. Gene Ontology annotation, molecular function: L-cysteine transmembrane transporter activity; L-glutamate transmembrane transporter activity; glutamate:sodium symporter activity. NCBI's taxonomy places the organism in Eukaryota, Metazoa, Chordata, Mammalia, Rodentia, Caviidae. The record is from RefSeq and is a predicted model, not a curated record. Bases 423 to 2000 code for a protein of 525 amino acids. The transcript has 12 exons.
AGGCUGUGGGGCGGGACGCGUGGUUCCCGCAGAGGCCGCCGCAGCCCCGUCCGCAGCGCCCGACGCCCUCCCACGCCCACCCCGCCGGGACCCCCAGCGCCCCGCGCGCACCCACCGCCGCCCCGGCCCGCCGCUCCUCCCUCCUUCCCGGCUGGUUGGCGGGGGCGCCACCGAACGCUGCAGCAGGAGGAGCCGGGCGCGGCCAGGCAAAACCACCGCGCUAGCUGGUGGCGGGUGGGGUGCGCGGUCCCUGAGGCGGCGGUGACAGUGACAGCGGCCGCGGCGGCGGCGCCCGGCACGCACCCUCCCCCUAGUGCAUCCGCAUCCCGCCGCCUCCGCGCCUCUGAGCUGCCCGAGCCCCGCGCACGGCAGAGCCCCGCGCACAAUAGCUGCGGCCGCGGCUCGGACCUCCAGAGCCAGCCAUGGGGAAGCCGGCGAAGAAGGGGUACGACUGGAAGCGCUUCGUGAAGAACAACUGGCUGCUGCUCUCCACCGUGACCGCGGUGGUGCUAGGCAUCGUCAUAGGAAUCUUGGUUCGAGAAUUCAGCCAGCUCUCAAAUCUAGACAAAUUUUACUUUGCUUUUCCUGGAGAAAUUCUAAUGAGGAUGCUGAAACUCAUCAUUUUGCCAUUAAUUGUAUCCAGCAUGAUUACAGGCGUUGCUGCCCUGGAUUCCAAUGUAUCUGGAAAAAUUGGUCUGCGGGCUGUGGUGUAUUAUUUCUGUACCACCAUCAUUGCUGUUAUUCUAGGUAUUGUGCUGGUGGUAACCAUCAAGCCUGGUGUCAGCCAGGAAGUAGCUGACAUUGACAGGACGGGCAACACCCCUGAAGUCAGCACAGUGGAUGCCAUGUUAGACCUGAUCAGGAAUAUGUUCCCUGAGAACCUUGUCCAAGCCUGUUUUCAGCAGUAUAAAACCAACCGUGAAGAAAUAAAGUCUUCCAGUGAUUCCAACAGGAACACUACAGAGGAACCUGUCACCACCACCAUCAUGACAACGACGGCUUCUAAGAACAAAACAAAGGAAUACAAAAUUGUAGGCAAUUAUUCAGAUGGCAUAAAUGUCCUGGGUUUGAUUAUCUUUUGCCUCGUUUUUGGACUUGUCAUUGGAAAAAUGGGAGAAAAGGGACAGAUUUUGGUGGAUUUCUUCAGUGCUUUGAGUGAUGCAACCAUGAAAAUCGUUCAGAUCAUUAUGUGCUACAUGCCCCUUGGUAUUUUGUUCCUGAUUGCUGGGAAGAUCAUAGAAGUUGAAGACUGGGAAAUAUUCCGCAAGCUGGGUCUUUACAUGGCAACAGUCCUGAGUGGGCUUGCAAUCCAUUCCAUUAUCAUUCUCCCACUGAUAUAUUUCAUCGUUGUACGAAAGAACCCUUUCCGGUUUGCUUUGGGCAUGGCCCAGGCUCUACUGACAGCUCUCAUGAUCUCUUCCAGUUCAGCAACCCUACCUGUCACCUUCCGCUGUGCAGAAGAAAAGAACCAGGUGGACAAGAGGAUCACUAGAUUCGUGUUACCUGUUGGCGCCACAAUCAACAUGGAUGGGACUGCGCUCUAUGAAGCGGUGGCAGCUGUGUUUAUUGCACAGUUGAAUGACAUGGACUUGAGCAUCGGACAGAUCAUCACCAUCAGCCUCACAGCCACAGCUGCCAGCAUUGGAGCUGCUGGAGUGCCCCAGGCUGGCCUGGUGACCAUGGUGAUCGUGCUGAGUGCUGUGGGCCUGCCUGCUGAAGAUGUCACCCUGAUCAUCGCUGUCGACUGGUUCCUGGACCGGUUCAGGACCAUGGUCAAUGUCCUCGGUGAUGCUUUUGGGACUGGCAUUGUGGAAAAGCUAUCUAAGAAGGAGCUGGAGCAGAUGGAUGUUUCAUCUGAAGUUAACAUUGUGAAUCCCUUUGCCUUGGAAUCCACAAUACUUGAUAAUGAAGACUCAGACACCAAGAAGUCGUACAUAAAUGGAGGCUUCGCAGUAGACAAGUCCGACACCAUCUCAUUCACCCAGACCUCACAGUUCUAGAGCCCUGGCUCCGAUGACUGGGAUGCUGAAGGACAUCUCCACAAGGGUCAUCUCUUAAUGAAUUCAAACAUUUAGGAAAAGAAAAAACAGUCAGUUGUACAUUUAGUUUGAUAUACAGACCUCCAGCUUGUUUUAUUUUCUACAUUUGGCUUGAUAAGCCUUCACUGUCUGAGUUUCAAGAUUUGGGGUGGGAUAAGAUGGAAAAAAAAAGAUUCUACAAGGAAGUUGUAUUAUCUGGCUUUUAAAAUUCUGUCAGACAAAGUUUGGAAGUACAUAAAACACUGGAACUAGGUAACAGUGGAGGAGAAAUUGUUUUCUCGUGUAUAGACCAAUGUCUUGGGUUCUAGAAAAAAAAUUCUCGCAUUGACAACAAACUUUUACUCAGGCUUUAUAUUGGUGUGGAUUUCCUUUGACUUCUCACUUUUAUAGAUAAUAACGCAUCAAAACAACCCCAUCUAGUUAAUGUGCCAUACUUUCCAUUUUGAACUCAUCUCCAACCAAUUUUAAGUAAACUGCUUAAAAGAAAACCAGCCAGCACAGUUCUGAAAUAACAGUUUUAAGAUGAACAUAGGGUCCAGGGGUAAGGGAGGAUUCUUUUAUAAAUGUACUGUAUUGGGACACUGGUAACUGUUAACCCAGUGUUCAGCACAGAACUAUAUAUGUGUAUAUAAAUAUUUAUUAUUUUCAUAUAAUUUGCAAGACAGAGAUCAGAAUUGAACUGUCAAUGUGAAAAAUGACUUCUCCUUGUACUUGAAUAACUAUAAUUCCAACCCAAGUCUGCUUUGGGGUUUAUCAAAGACUCCUCAAGAGGAAAGACGAAUCAUGUUGUCAGAAGGUUUCGUGUCUGUGUAUCUUCCCUAAAGCAGAGGUGUAUUUUGGUGAUACUCCAGGAUGGCAAAGGCAUUCUAUUAGAACAUCCAGAUUCAAGCUGCCUGGAAGGAAUCCAUAGCAACUGUACCUAAGAUUACAUACAAAGGUGUCACUUCAAAAAGGUUGGCUGUGCUUGUGUCCAACUAGAAGACUUCAUUCUUCCAAGUUCACUUACACCCACUGAAAGAGGCCAGUAUUUUGCUGCCUUUGCACUUUUAUACCUAACAGGUCCCAGAUAACACUAGCAAGCUACCAGCUAAGUUGUAUUUUAAAGUACAUUCUGUUUUUGGUUGAAUAAGCUACCAUGCACACAAGCUGUUCUACCCUGAAUUUUUGUAGAGUUAAUCCCAUGACAUGAGACAUAGGUAUCAGUGGUUCAGGGGAAAUUCUUCUAUCCUAUGAUACUGGCCCAGCCUCCUCCAGAAAGGAUUGUUCUAACUUGUAAUCUUGAUCAUUAAAAUUUUCUGCUAGUCAUUCUCCUCUGAUGUAAUGAAUAUAGCUUAUUAGUUUGUGCUUUCAUCUUGUAAAUAAUGUUUAACAAUAAACUUAUACUUAGAUCCAAAAUAGUCAUUUCUGUAGUAAUGUGUACCCAGCUUAAACCUGUACUUUUACAUUUUAAAAGAAGCUAUAAAUUGUGCCAAAGAGAGCAGAAAAGUAAAUAAAUGCUCAGUACUGAUGACCUGGACCUGAAAUCUCUGAGGAAAGAUGCUCAAUUGACAUGUAAGCCUCAUAGUGAUCAUUGAUUCAAUGUGAGUUUAAAAUGCAAAUAGUAUGUUGUUUAUAGGAAAUAAAUCUAAAUAAUUGAAAUUGAAUCAAUAAUUUAUUUUGGGCUAAAUGGUUCUAUCCUCUUAUCCGGUGACUCUAAUCCAUGGCACUAGAGUUGGAAGAUCUCUUAAUGAAUGGCAGUUUAUCCUUAUUUCAGAGUUUGUAACCAGCCUUUUAACACAUUGUGCUGUUAAGUCAAAAGAGAAGAAUGUUCCAUUUCAGUGUCAAUAAAUAUGUCUUUCAUUCUUUCUUUC